Rhipicephalus sanguineus (brown dog tick) is the source of this 9969-nucleotide messenger RNA. RefSeq names its product mediator of RNA polymerase II transcription subunit 13-like (gene skd). Gene Ontology annotation, cellular component: mediator complex. Bases 152 to 7420 code for a protein of 2422 amino acids. Lineage: Eukaryota; Metazoa; Arthropoda; Arachnida; Ixodida; Ixodidae. The transcript is spliced from 30 exons. The record is from RefSeq and is a predicted model, not a curated record. Gene Ontology annotation, molecular function: transcription coregulator activity. Gene Ontology annotation, biological process: regulation of transcription by RNA polymerase II.
CUUAGCGCGUUGUUGUUUCCUAUCCGCCAUCUUCUGUCGCCAUCUUCUGAUGAAUUUUUAUUGGGUUCGGGAUUUUUCCUAAAUUCAUGGAUUUGGAGACCACCUAGAACCUACCCUUUGUCCUACGGACAUUUAAUAUGAUGGCGACAGCAUGACGCAUGCAACGGUAGUGUCGAACGGCGCAAGUCUUGAGGACUGUCACACAAAUUUCUUCGCAUUGGCGGACUUGUGUGGCCUCAAAUGGCGUCGUCUGAGCACCGAACACCCGUCGCCGGCAGUCGGCGGUGGCGCGGAACCACUGUCCGAGCCCGUGCUGUGGUCGUUCGCCAAGUGCCUCGCGGCCGACCUGCUGUGUGUGUGGCGCAGGGUAGCGCGGCCCGAGCACCAGCACCGGCGCGAGCUCUGGCUCUUCUGGUACGGCGAAGAGCCGGACCUGAGCGGCCUCGUCUCGCCCGAGCUGAGCGACACAGAGCAAGGCAGCUGGGAAAAUGGCCUCUCCUACGAGUGUCGUUCCCUAUUGUUCAAGGCUCUACACAACCUUAUACAAAGGUGCCUAUUAUCAAGAGGAUUUACCAGGAUGGGCAAGUGGUUUCUUCAGCCCUGCGAUAGCGCAGACAAAGAUAGGGGGGGCUCCAGUGGAACACAGCUUUCAUUUUCAUUUCACUUCUUCGUACAUGGUGACAGCACGGUGUGUGCCAGCGUUGAUGUGCGGCAACACCCUCCCAUUCAUCGUAUCUCUAGGCAGCACUUGUUGGCUGCACAGUCUGCUAGCCAAAGCCCAUGUAAAGUGAUUCUGGGACCCUAUGGCCUGGCUGGUGUGCUGACAGGCCAGGGAUUCAAGGAGAACGAUGCGUCCACCCAGACCUUGUUGGCUGAGUGGCAUCAGUUCUAUCCACUGCCUCUUCUCAACAAUUCAGCCCAUCGGGGUGAUGCAACUCCUUCAAGUGGAGAUGAAGAACCAUUGCCGUGUGCCCUUGAGGUCCUUGUAGGUGGUGUCAAGCUGCGGUAUCCUUCAUCCUACGUGUUCGUCGCCGAAAGUGAUGAAAUGGUGUCGGGACAGCAGACUGAGCCUUCUCAAGGCGCCGCCCCUGCGACUCCUGCCCCAGCAGCAGCGAGUGGGCCAUUCGGCGCAGGAGGUGGCACGCAUGGCAGCGCACCUCCUCGGCCACACAAUUUUCCUGCCGGUGUCAAGCCCGGCAUUCCACCCGGUUUGACAGCCGUUCUGACACCUCCUACAUCACCCUGUGAGCCUGGCUACCUCCAUGGUGCCAUGAUGGCUGCAAGGACUGCUAGUGGUGCCGCAGGGACGUCACAGUCCUCGCGGCCGGUGCGGCUGGCGCCCCCUGAGCCACCGAUGGCACCCCACACAGCUCCCAGUGCAUUGAUUGCGCAGAAAGCAAAAGUGGCUGCGUGGCAAGACUCUCUGGUGUCCAGGGCUUGCGACGAAGAGGCUGGUGCUGGCUGGGAAUUCUGUGACCCGUGCGGGCAGACGCAUUGCUUCUGCUUCCGGUGUAACCGCGGCACUCGACCCUGUGCGGCUGCUACCACGUUGGGCACCGGAAGUCUGGUCAGCAGGGGCCCAUCUCCGAGCCCGUCAGGCACUGCCUCUGCCAAGAAACCCGGUGUCGACAAGAGCCCCGCACAUUCCUCCCUCACCAGCCAGGCAAAGCCUUCUUCGCGAGGUGGCACUGGCAGCAACAGUGCACCUUCCACUCCGUUCCACCGGCGCAGCCCUGUGCCUGGGGUGGAUUAUGAAGGGGCAGUGGCGCUGGUGUCUCGAGUGGCCAGUGGAGGCCUUCCCCAGCUGUCUCAUCAGCCAGCAGUGGGAGGGCCUCCGCCUUCGGUGGGGUCGUGCUCUCACCCAGGCACGCCACUGCUGCUGAGUGAAGGGCCGGCCUCGCAGGCGUCUCAAGCAGACCCCGCCAUGCCCACGUUGUCCCCGCACCCACCGCCGAGAGACGAGCCACGACCUUCUCCGGCACCUGGUGCAAGCCCUGCACCCCCCGGAGCCGAGUCGGCUAAGGAAAGGCAGCCUGGGGAACAGCUGCUUUCACCAUCAUCCUUGCUGGAAGUGAAACCACCCCUGGAAGCACCACCAUCCUGCUCACCGGGAGGCACAUCCCAUCCCUGGGGUGGCCCUGGUUCAGUUCCAUCCUCGUCUGUGGCUACCCCGCUGGCAUCCACUGCAGUCCAUGCUCCGCCAUCAGUGGGCAUGGAAGAAAUGCCGGGCACUCCCCUGGCAGCUCCUGGUGGUCCGGCUUCUCUGCCACCAGGCACGCCUGUUGGGGGACCACCCGGGACCCCCGCUCCUCAGCUGCAGGCUCCCCCAACUACGCCUGGACCUCCUGUAACACAGCAGCAGCAGCAGCAGCAGCAGCAGCAGCAGCAGCAGCAACCGCAGCAAUCGCAGCAGCAGCAGCAGCCUGUGCAACAGCAACAACACCAAGGCUUGAAACGGCCGUGCCUUCCUGCUGUUCCUCAUGAGGCUCUUCUGGAAGCAGAGGCCUCCAUGCCGUUAGGAAGCUGCCUGCUGUAUGAUUACACCACUGUUUACCAACCUGCAUGGGACGUGCCCCCAUCCAAACGACCGCUUAUGGGUGCACCUCGGAGAUCGAGCCCAAACGAUGCAUGGAGGCUGUCUCUGCCCUGCCGGCAGCCAGAACCAAGUGGCGAUUGCCUGGCUGCUGCCUCUGCCAAUCAGAUGGGGGAAGCCGGCUCCACUCCCGGUGCAUCAAGUGCGAGGGACCCAUAUGAGUUUCAUGACGAGGCAGAAGAAGACCCUGCCGCUACUACUGCCACCGCAGCUGCCACUCCCGGUAACCAACCAGCUGCUACCCAGCAGGGUGGAACACCCAACCAGGCCGCUACUCCUGUUGUAGUCAAGGAGGAAGAAAAGGACAGUGUGCCCAUGGAAAUAGUGGGUGCAGAGCCAGCACUUUCAUCCGUGGACUCUUCGGGUGUGGCGGGCAUCCCUCAUGGUGGCGGCAUUGGAGAGCCCACCACUCCCGGAUCUCAGGGGGACAUGGCCCCGGGGGGCUCCCCUCCAACACCUCGACAUCCAGGCUUCACCCGAGUCGAAGACCUCAAAGUGACAGAAUGUGACCUGGAGAACAUCUUUGACACCUCUUCUUCGGACGAGAGCAGCGAUGACCCCUUUCAGGCUCCAUCUACACCAAGUUCCACAAAGCCUCCAGGCGCCUCAGACGAAGCCAUCACAAAGUCUAAAAACAGCACCACAGCUGGCAUUCUUGGAGCGGCAGAGUUGACGCGCAUGUUUCCCACACCACCAUCGCUGGAGCACAAUGCGGCCCCGUCUCCAUCGUGCCCUGGCAUUGGGACAGACCUGCUGCUGGGGGACUCUGGAGAUCGGACAUUGGACCCCUACGGCAACUGCGCAAGUCCCGGUUUUGAUGGAGCUAAGGACUGGUCAUACGUGUACAAGGCCCCCAAGGUUCAAACGUUCGUCAGCUCGCAGCGGUAUGCCCCACUGGCUCAGCUUCCCAGUGCAGCACUGCCGCCUCUGCCUCCUCUUGAAGUUUCUUACAAGCCCUGCUGGCAGCAGCACACACAACAGCAAGCCCAGGCUCCUCCCCAGCCACCUCCCGGUCCCCGUCCACUUCCUCACUACCAUCCGGCUGUACACCAACAGCAGCUGCAGCAGCAGCAACAGCAGCAGCAGCAUCAACAUGUGCCACCGUCUGUGCCCCCACACUUGGUGGGCAGCAUGCAUGGCUCUAACCCAGAGGCUGCCUUCCUCAUGCGCAUGGGUGGAGGAGGCCUGCACCAUCCAGGACUCCUGGAUCGCCACCCUAGUCACCACCCGGGUAUGGAAGAGCGGCCCUCCUACCCUGGCUCAGCUGCCAUGAUGGGCAGCCCUGGAGCAGCAAUGGGCUACGAGAUGGGCCAGGCACCCUAUCAGGCAGCAUUGAUGGGAGGCUUCCCUGCUGGCAGAGGCCCCUGCUUAGGGGGUCCCCCCGAGCCUCCAACACCCGAAGCCGAUUCCCUUCUUGUCAACCUCCUAUUGUCAGACUCCCUGCUCGAGCUGUUCCGGGACCACAACUUUGCCAGCUGCACACUCUGUGUCUGCAACAUGAACAUCAAGGGUGCGGAUGUUGGCGUGUACCUGCCCCCAUCACUGGUCCCCACUGCGAGCGAAGAGGCCCAGUACAAGUGCACUUGUGGCUUCUCAGCCGUUGUGAACCGGCACCAGUCACACCGGGCUGGGUUAUUCUAUCAGGAUGAGCUUGACAUAACCGGACUGCCUUAUGAGGCACGGCCUGGACCAAAUGCUAAAGUUCUCCUCCAGCAACAACAACAACAAGCACGGCUUGGUCCAGCUGCCAGGACAGGGUUGGGCAUGUCAGCUGCUGGCCAUCUCCCUACCCAGUCCUUGGCUAAGCAGGUGGACGAAGAAGGCCUGAUGGACUACGUUCAGAACCAAUGUCUGGGAAUGUCCUUAUCACCGUGUUCAGUGCUGCACAAGACUCUGCAGCUGGGCUCCGAGCCGCCACUGCCACCGCCCGUGGGAGCGCGCCCUUCGCCGAGCUCCCUGGCUCUGCUACAGGCCCUAGACGGCUGCGAGGUCGCCUCUGGGGCCAUUGAGGCUGUUGCUGCUCGACCACUAGAGGACAACCUCAGAAGCUCCUGCCUGCAUCACUGGCCUUACCUGCAUUGCCCGUUUCCCGCUAGUAGUUUAAUGACGAUGGGACUGCUGCGUGGCCUGCAGCCGUUGCUACAAGAUGCUGUACACAAAAAGCGCAACCAGGGCCUUUGGGAGGUAACGUACCGUGUGGCAGGACCCCUCACUUGGCGCCAGUUUCAUCGUCUUGCUGGCCGAGGCACCGAAGACCAGUGCGAGCCACAGCCGAUACCAUCGCUGCUGGUCGGUUAUGAUCGGGACUGGCUUGCCCUUUCACCCUUCGCACUCAAGUACUGGGACAAACUCCUGCUAGAGCCCUACUCACCAUCACGAGACAUUGCCUACGUGGUGGUGGUGCCAGACAGCGAAGCAGUGCUUCCGGGUGUGCGAGCUUUCUUCCAAGACCUUAGCGCGACCUACCAGGCACUGAACCUUGGCCGCCAUUGCCCGCUCUCUCGAGGAGGCCUGCGUGAGGGACUUCUUCGUGUGUCCUGCAGCAUGUCUCUGCCGUCUACGAAUGAGCCACAACAACCGCCUUCAGCUCCGGACGACGACUGGCUGGGCCCGCUAGCAGAGGGACCCCUGGGACCUCGAUUGAGACUUUUUGCCCGUGCUUGCAAGCUACAGCUGGGUCCUCACCUAGCAACACAGAGCUUAGACAGGGGCAUGCUGGAAGGUCCCCCAGCCUUAAACCGGUGCGGUGCUGAAGCAAGGGCACCGCUUGCCUCUCCACGGCCACCACCAACGCCCGAAGCAGCUCAAGACGGAAAUGCCACACCACGACCACAUGAUACAGCAGAGAGCUCCCAGGAGACAUCUUCAGCAUCAGGAGCUGCAGGGACAGCCACAGGGACAGGAACUUCGGCAGGAAAUCAGAGUGGCUCAACGCCAUCUUCCAACCAGUCUGCCUCAAGCGCAGUGCCAGCCAGCACAGGCUCAGGGAGCGGUGCCAGUUUUGGUGGUGGAGCCAGCAGUGCAUCAGGGUCGACAACAGGUGGCUCAUCGGGCACCAGUGCAUUUACCACAGAAGAGGGCGAGGAGGAGCAGCAACCCCCCGCCCUGGUUGUGUACCUGGUGGAACCGUUCACGCUCGGCUGCUCAGACCCCGAUGUCUUGCGCUCGGCCACUCUGGGUCUACACCGAUGCUUCUCCCAACUCUUGGAGUGCCUGCCGGAGCCUCUGCAGAGCAACACCUACGUCCAGAUUCUGAGCUUGGACUCUAUCCUGGGAGGGGCUGGCAAUACAUUAGAAGGCGUGCGGCGGCAAGAUCAGCUGCGGUCACAUGCCCUCUCCGUGUUUUAUCAGUGUGCACGGCUCAUCACGCAUCAGUCCAACGUCAAAUCUCUCACAGGAUUUGGCCCAGCAGCUGCACAGGAUGAAUUCCUGAAGUCCCGACCGGGUGGCGUCAAUCCAGUGAAGUUGUGGAGCCCACCGUUUGUCCUGGCUCCACAAAAGGACAAGCAGACUGAGCUGGGCGAGAUGUUUGGUGACCGCAGGGAAAGGUGUGGCAUCCUCUUUUGUGCCUACUGCCUCACCGAGGACCAGCGUUGGCUCCUAGCCAGUGUCAGCAAUGACAAAGGCGACUUGCUCGACAACUGCUCCAUCAACAUUGAAAUCCCCAACCGGACACGUAGGAAAAAAGUGUGCAUUCGUCGACUGGGCCUCCAGAAGUUGCUCGAGUGGUUAUUGGGUGUUGCGGCAUGUGGUGCUCGUGCUGGUGGUGCAGUCGCCCAGCCGUGGCGACUUGUCGUCGGUCGGCUGGGCCGUGUUGGUCACGGUGAACUGCGCGAGUGGGCGGGACUUCUGGGCCGACGAAGUCUGCUGCGCUAUUCUCGCCGUUUGCGUGAACUCUGUCACCAGUGUGCCGCAUCAUCGUCGUCCUCGUCCUCUUCAGCAUGCGGUGGUGCGGGUGGUGUUGUGGGGGGCCCCUGUGUGCUGUCGGCAUGCCUGGUGUCACUGGAACCAGAUAGUGCGUUGCGGCUUUUUCACGACCAGUAUACGCCGGACGAGCGGUUCACAUCAUCGUGCGUCAGUUGCGAUCUCUCCACUCCACAGGAUGCCACUGCCACUCACAUUCUUGUCUUCCCUACAUCUGCGACCACUCAAUCGUCGCAGGCCACCUUUCAACAGGACCACGACCCACUGUCGACUACACUUGGCGAUGACGAUGAGAUUUUCAAGUCGCUCACUGAAGACAUAGCUGUUGGCAACGACUUCAACGACAUUUUGAACUGGACAGACAGUCCAGAGGCACCUUGCUCACCAACUCGGCGAUCUUCGCCACCAGGUUCCCCAGGAGGUGGCAUAUUGGGCAGUGGUCCAAGCGGGCGCCAAUCACCCUUUCACAAUGGUGGUGCACUUAGGGGUCCUGGAAGUGGUGGUGGGGAGCCCCAGGAAGAACCCAUGCAGCUGCUGCAACAACCUUUGGCCUUGGGCUAUUACGUGUCCACUGCACCUACGGGCCCUUUGCCUCGGUGGUUCUGGUCUACAUGUCCCCACUUAAGGGAUUCGUGUCCUGUCUUCCUCAAGAGUGCCCUGCUUCUGCACUGCCCCACUGUGCACCAGAACCAUGAUGACAUUUUGCAUGGAAACACUCACAUGCGCAACUACCACCCACUUGAUUCAAACUUGACCACCGAUGUGCUACGGUAUGUGCUGGAAGGCUACAACACGCUGUCGUGGCUCUCCCUUGACCCACACAGCCAUGACAGGCAGUCUUGUCUGCCGUUACACAUCCAAAACCUGAUGAAGCUCUACCACGCUGUUGAGGCGCUGCUCUAAGGAGAGAGCAGUCCCCUGUUUCUGUCUCAUCUAAAAGGCUGUGAGCGCUCUCGCGUGUGAAAAAUAAUGAGAGACUGGUGCUGGUGCAAGUGCAGCUUUGUGUGGAAGAGGUUGGCCGGUGCAAGGAGAAAAGUUGUUUCCUUUUUGUUUCUUCUCUCCCAUCCUGCGAGCGCUGCCAUUACGUCGUGUUGUUUGUUGUUGUUAUGUAUCAUACCGAUGCUGUCAUCCUCAGUCCCUAAACCGGUACCUGUGCUUUCUUUUAUUAUUAUUUUUUUUUACUGCUGCUUUCACCGUGUGAACAUAUGUGCAUCUUGGUUGAUACUGUGUUGUCACCACUUUGGGAAACGAUUUCGGAUUAAGGGAACGCUGUUGGAUUAAUCGAAAAGGUCUUUAACGUGAGAUUAUGCUUCUGGUUGCUGUGGGGCCAAGACUUGAAGGCUUCUCCUCUCUUCUCCCGGUUUAUUCAUUUUUGAUAUAAGGCAAGAGGUGCUUUUUUUUUUAAUGCACCAGUAUAUUGGUAUCUUUCACAGGCAUGGUAUCGGUUGAGCAGCAAUACCUGUUUUAGUUUGACAGAGACAUUCCUUGUACAUGUACGGGGCAGUCUGCAUAUUCAUGCAGUGCACACUGUGUCUCAUGUAGUCAUUAGAAACGCCACAAGAGAGUUCUUACAAUAAUACAUUAUGAACCCUUACCUCCAAGACAGAUAUUGCAAAGCCAAAGAGAGAAGGCAGCCUUAAUCAUUGGCUGCUAUUCAGAAGGCUACCAGUUCAGCACAAACCACGCUAUGUUAUGCAUUGGGGCCAUAGUCAACGAAGCAAUACCUUUUGCCCCAUUAUGACAUGCAUUCAUAUGUGUGAAAUGGUUCUGUUGCUACUCUCAGGGAAAAGUGAGUCAGUGGCAGCUGCUUCCAUUGCGAAUGGAAUGUCAUCCCACAGUUCAUUCUGACUGCAUGCAUUACAGUUGUCAUUGCCACACACGUCAUAGUCGGUUAUUUUGGUGGCAUUGUUUCUAUUUGUGACUUUCUCAUGUAUGAGCACUUACUGCUUACUUCCUAUGUUCUUAAUUUUUUCCUCUUUCUCCCUUGUUCCUUCAAUGCACUUGUUUCAUACUCUUUCUGAGGAUGCAGCAUCUCCUGUACAAAUGUAAAAAAGAAAAAGAAAAUGGUUUCCUGCCUCUUUUACAAACUGCAGGGAGAAGGGAAGUGAAAAAGCAUGUUCUUGUUUUGCUCAUUUUUAAGGCUGCCUUCUUGAACAUUAGCUAUGUUGUUAAUAUAUGCACAUAAUAUAUGUACACUACCGAAAGCACUUAGGUCAGCAACAGCAGCGUGACUGCUUGUGUCUCUUGCUGGUGGAAGGAUGUUUUAGCUGAGGCUUCUCUCUCCGAUAUAUUUUGUUUCUUGCUCAGAGUAAGAUGCAUUUUUGUGUCACUGCAUAACAUUCUUUGCCAAGAAGGAAGCUUCUUAUAGUCUAGCUAAGGCUUUUUUUGAUCCUUGGUCUUUAGGAGUCAUGACUUGGCUGGUAGCUGCUGAAAUACUAUGUCUUUUCUGAGACUAACUCUUACGCAUAGUAUUAACAUUAUUGAAGGAUCACUAUAAAGAACAUUUGGCAAAGAACUUUUAGCUUGCGCAAAUAGGCGUAUUGCCUCAAAUUGACUGGUAAAAUAAAAAGUACUGCAGUCAAGUCAACAUAUCAGCAUGACAAUGGGGGGGAGACACUUAUACCGGACGAUCUACAUGCGUUGAGCUCAGUGCAGCAUGCCAUGGAAACACUGAGCUAUAAAUAUGUUGAUCAUAGAUAUUGACAACCCAGUUUUUGACUAAUAUUGACAAGGGCUAACAAGAUGGACGUGUGAGAACAUGUCAGCCGUGCUGUAUAUAACAGAAUUUCUCUUUUUCCUCCCACCCUAUCCCCUUCUCCCAUCAGCUCAGCUGUACAUUAUUGUGUAUGUGUAUACUAUUUAAUGAAAAGGGGACAGGAAGUCGUGGUCUUUUUUUGUUGUGCCUUUCUUUUUUAUUUCCUUCUGUGAAUCUAUUUAUUGUGCCUGUAAAUAACGCAGCCCUUUUGGUGAAGAGUGGGUUUUUUUUUUUUUGUAUCUACAGUGGUUUCAAGAGCAAUGUAUCUACUUAGCCUUGUUACAUAUUAUACAUAUUAUAAAUAUAUAAUUAUAUAUAUAAAUAAAAAAUAUAAAUACAUAUAAAUACGAGGUACACAUGACAACCUAUUUGGGCAACAGGAGACAUCUAUGUAAAAAGAAAACGAAAAAAAAAACACCAGGGGCUUCAUGCACACCAAGUCAGCCGGAGUGGAUGCUACGCUGCUCUUGUGGAAUGUGUACAUAGGAAGCACUAUGGCAGGCAUGUGUGUCAGUAUGUAUGCGCGUGUGCAUGUGUGUGUGCGUGCAUGGGCCAGCAGUGUUGUGUAUAAAAGAAAAAAAAGUGUACAGCCUUAGCUCAUUUUAGAUCCUUUUUACAUGGCCCAAUUGUGCUGUGCAGCGUCUUGAAUUGUACACUUUUAUGAAGAAUGUUGAUUAAAACCUUGUAACUAAGAGAA